AUAACACCCAUUUCCUUCACCGGUUGAUCCGCGAGUGUUGUACACACUACGACUUCUUUACAUCAGAUGGCUUCACCUACGAGCUGCAUCAUAUUUAUAGGAUACAUCAUAGGACUUUUUAUCGGGAAACAAGUUGCUGCACAGAGGGACAGCUACAUCGGGUACGGCUACCAGUCGGAAGUGCCACCCUACGUUAAUACAAGAUCGCAGUAUCACGAACCUUACCACCAGGGAAACGGAUACCACGUCUCCCACGUCCCGUCAGCACUAACCUUCGGGAGCAAUGGCUUGUUACACCAGCCCAGUCCAACUAAUCACUACCCAGCAGCAUAUCAACAGACGUCGCCGGCAGUGCAGGCGACGUCAUUCAUUGAAAGCAGAUCAUCGGCCAUCCAUACAUCGUCGUCGUUCCAACACUCUUGGCAGAAGAGGUCUGGGGAACCUCUCCAGACAUCGUCGCAAAGACAGCACUCCACGAGACAGGAAGCCCAAGUCAAUAGGACGGCGGCGUUCAUUCCUGCAUUCGGCGAAGACAUAUCGAGGAACAAAUCAUUCGAAAGGCUAGUCAAGAACGACGCGUCUUUUUUUCGGGAGAAUAGAACCAUACCCGAUCAGGGCGAGGAUGUCCAGGAGCCAAGAUUCGGAGCAGACGCGGUUGGCCAUGGCAGCUCGUGGAACUCCAGACCUCAGUACGGUCAAUACGUGGACAGUAACGUUGGAAAUCAUGCACUAAGGCCGGGACACGAAGUAGGAUCUACGCUUUAUGCAGCUGGCGAGGGCGAAGAGUACAGGCCACCGUCAAACAAAAGAGGAAGAGUUCCUAGAGAACCACCGUGGGCUCGUGAAGGUGGCUGGAUACCGCCCGGGCACCGACCGGGAGGUCCCGGCCAGGGAAAGAAACGCGGCCACCACAAGCAUGGCAAUGGCCGUAGACCCCCCGGAAGACCAGUCUUCGAGGAGAAUUACCCCGAUGAGUUCGACAUCUCUACACCGCAUCACAAUGAACGCCCACGUCCUCAGAGACCACCUUCGAGACCGGAAUACCCCGAAGACUCAUACCCCACGUACCCUGAAGAACGACCUCACCGACCAAAGCCUCCGGUAAGGCCUACCACAAGACCGGUGUACCCUGAAGAGCCCUAUCCUCAAGACCCGUACCCCGAGGAACAUUACCCGGAAACGACGCCCCCGCCUCAACGUCCGCGUCCUCGACCACCGCCCGAAGAACACGUGCGUCCUGUACACCCGCGGCCACAGCCAACGGAACCUCCAAAAAUACCACAUGAUCCAACAUAUGAAGAGGACACUACAGACUUGAGGGAACUACAGCCGUUGUGCGGCGUCCGGAGCCUCACGUUCGCGAAGAACAAGUCCAGUGACUACCAGACGGUGCCUUUCAUCGUUGGCGGCAACAUUACGCAGCAUAGCAGCUGGCCUUGGAUGGCGAAACUUCAAGUGAUCAAUCCAGACGAAGUGAGCUACAGGUUCAUCUGCGGAGGCAGCCUCAUAACUGCACGAUACAUAUUAACUGCCGCGCACUGUUUCAGUCCAGUGCCAGAGCGUGUACAGAACUACAAGAUCGAGUUCUUCUCGCCGAGAGUUGGCCAAACGCUGGAACGUAACGUGGAGAAGAUUGUGAUGCACGAGAAAUAUUCCAGUUAUUCGCACUACUACGACAUCGCGGCCAUACGAUUCGACCGUGACCUGCUCAGACCUUUCAUGCCGAUCUGCCUCCCACAGAACACCCCAGCGUCCAGGCAGUUGACAAACAAGAUGGCUCACGUCAUCGGAUGGGGAUCCACCAAGUUUGGUGGUCCCAGUAGCCAAGAGCUGCGAGACGCGGAGAUCCCGAUAUGGGAUAACGGCGAGUGCGGUCGGGUGUUCAACCCACUACAGUCGCAGCACAUAGAUAAAGGAAUCGUCGAUGCACAGUUGUGCGCUGGAAAGAAAGAAGGGGGCGCCGAUGCAUGUCAGGGUGACUCUGGAGGUCCUCUGAUGUACCUGGACGAUACCCGAAAGUGGACGCUAGUGGGCAUCGUCUCGUUUGGCCACUCUUGUGCCCAGCCGGGAUACCCGGGCGUCUACACCAGAAUCCCCUCGUACAUGGAGUGGAUCGGAACGCACGUCGAUUUCAAUGCGUGAUCGAGACGUGUAGAAACUACGGUUCUCCGUGACACCUCGUUGUCGUCUUGAUCUCAGUGGCAACAGUGAAAUCGGUGAAGCCAUCAUCACGACUCUUUGUGACAUGCGAAGGCCAGGCGGGACCAUCGUCAUCGUGGAUGCCCAUUUCUGCCGCAGGAUGGGGAGCAUGCUGGUGGGUUGUAGAGCAUAGUGACCGCUGCUGACUGUGGUUAAUCGAGGUUUCAAGCCAUCGGGGGUGAUCUGCGAGUGGGGGACGUGUAGAUAUUUUACGGACGUGUUGGAUGAAAGAAAGAAGACAAAGUGGACAUGCGAGGUAUAGUGACCAACUAUCCAGCUUUGACUCUGUGGUCGUUACAAUACAUGACAUUCUCGGGUAAACAUAAACAUUAACCCGUCACAACUUCUGGUGCCACGAAGACUUCCGGUCCUUCCGCGACUCAUAGACGCUCGGUACCAGUCACCAUGCAGAAUGAUAUUUUUCACUUCCCUGAUUUGCUGAAAACGGGAGGCGUACGCCUCUUUGUGGCAAUUUCAAUUGCCAUAGAAAGGCCAUUAGGCCCCAUAGAAAGGCCCCCUCUCUCCUCAAAUCAGAAACGAUAACUGUAUCACUCGGCAUAGCAGUCGGCGCAGAGCGUGUUUGCUGCGAAACCGGAUGUCGUUUUGGCAACAAACCGGAAGUGGUGCAGAAAGGCAUGUAUACAGCAGCGGGACACAGGCUUGCAUGUUUAUCGCGGUGUUUUAUACUGCUUGCUGAAGUUCAUGCUAUACAGACUGUGUGGAGCAUGGUGUAAUGGCAUGAUCGAUGACCUGACCUCAACUGCCGGUUGUUUUCUUUCAUCGACAAUCACCCGUUAAUCAAAAUAUGCGUCUGGGCGUGCUGAUGCUUCUACUGUUGUGUUCGUCUUUCCUUUCUUUGUUGUUUUUUGUUUACUGGCCUCAUCUGCUACAUUAGAUUAUCGGGUUACGAGAAAACAAUGUGAAGGGGCCCAAGCAGUGUAUAGGAUCGACUACACCAGCAGGAUUACGGGAAGUCGGGGAUUGCCAAGCGCCCUGGAGAAGGUGGACAUGUGACACCUCGACAUAGUGAAAGACAUAUGCUGCUCUAAAACCGGAGCUUCUCCGCGUAUCACGCUGUGCGCCAACCAUUGCUUCUGAUUCGAACAGGGAGGUCGCCUUUCUGUGUCAAUCACCAUAUAUCCGAAUUGGCACAGAAAGGCGUACACUCCUCUCUCUCUCUUUCUCUCUCUCUCUCUCUCGAGUGAUUGAUACGCCUUUGAUUGAAUCACCACUGAUACAAGUGAUUCCACAAGUGAAAGACGCUACGGGAGCAUAUUCAACCCCCUUAUACCUACGACAAAAUUUCAAGCGGGCAGCAGAUUGCAUGGGAUACUGCGCAUAUAUCUUCCUUCGUCGCUUCUUUUAUUAACGAUAACUGUAAGCUGCUGAGGCCGCGUCACAAUAGAAUUAGCUCGUCUUAUAAGUUUCAAUAUUUCAUCGGCAUUUUAAUAUUUUCUGAGUUGGAACACGUGACCUUCGUGCGCCUACCUCUACACUGAAAUACACGUGACACAUGAAGUGACACAUGAUCAUGUCACAUUUUGUGGAUGCUGAGGUCACUGGUCGAUGUUCAAUACGGUAAGUAGCGACCGAAGAUAGCAGGAACCAUAAUUCAGAAGUAACAUCAGUAAUAUCACCGCAUAUAAGGACAAUAGACUGCUGGGGAGGGGGGCGAUCGCCUCUCGCGCAGCGCUCCCACAAAACGACUACACUCUUAAAAAUGAACUUCACCGCAUAGCGCGCUCCUAUAGCCAACCAUCAUCUCGAAUGAUAUAGUUAUCUGCCCGGAUUUGUUAAAAUAUGCCGAUUGUUAAAAUAAAAUACCGAAAAGUUACCGUGUACAACAACAUGUUUGUACAUCUUUUUUGUGACAAUUAUGAACAGCAAAAGUGUCGCAAUAAAGGCGUACGCCUCCCAUUUUCAACAAAUCUCUGCAGGUGUCAUUCGAGAUGAUGGCUGGCUAGGAGGGCGUUAUGCGGAGAAGUUCACUUUUAAGCGUGUACGGCCGUUUCUCUUCCGUAAAUAGGGUAUUUUAACAAAACGCAGAAGUUUCGCGAUAACAUUUAAAAAAAAAAAAACACGAUAAGCCAAAUGUCUGAUUCUCCUUUGGAGUGGCUGACACAUCACUUGCUGAUAUCUGAUUGACCGACAGCAGUACAGAGUCGGAACCGGAAGUCGCUUCUGAUUUCCCAACACUCCCCAUUACUAUCCGUCGUGUUACAAUAUUAUUUCGUCGUAUCUCACGUGACAGCUUAGAGAUUUGUAUUGCCUCUAUUACGCCGUAUAGGCAAUUUUUUUGCCGAUGUUUCCGCGGAGGAGAGCGGAGGUAUUAUUUUACGUUUUUCGAAAGAUUUGCUGUCGUUUAGAUAGCAAAUCGCAGCUGCAGUCUUCGCAGUGAGCACAUUUUUCCGAAAAAAAUUGUGUUGCGAAAUAUGUGAGCUUCGACGACACGUAUGGUAUCGUGCCAAUGUACCUGUAUGGUCUGCAGAACAUUAUCUCGAUUUAACUCGUUACACUCUAAGAAAAAAAAAAAAAGAAUGAGUUUACUCCUUUUUGGGGGCUAAAAGCAUUACCACAAAAAAUAGUCCCUUUCGGGAGUAAAUGCACGGGAGUAAAUGAAUGUUACAGAGUGGAGACUGCAUUUCACGCGCUGUUGUAAGAGUCCCAGGUACACAAUUCGUGUGCAUGCAUGAAAAUACUUCGAAGAGAGCCGUCAACCGUGAUAUAUCGAGUGAUAUAAAAUCUUGCGCCAUACAUGGGGCACAAUCUGCGAAGAAAGAUGCGCUAACUGUUUCUUACUCCGUGUGGCUGGAAAAUUGCUACGUUGGCUGAGUUAUACAUGCCAUCAAAUUGACCAAGGGCACGUAUUUGAAUAGACUGCUGCAUUCAGGAGACCAUUCGCGAAGUUCAGUGACAAUCUGCAGUCCUGGGGAGUAAAUGUCGGGUCGAAAUGUCGGGUUAGGAGACUAAAAUGGGGAAUAAUUGCACUCUAGGGGAGUAGAAGCUGCAAUUACUCCCUGUUUCACUCCUUUUUUUCUUUGACUGUAUCAUAGCAACACAGCAGGGUAGUUGUUGCGUUUCGACGUUGCAGUGAUUCUGUGUAUCGUGUACGUGUCUCGUUUUCUGUGUAAUUCCAUCCCGUCUUCUUUCCGCGUCAACGUCUACGUCUGUUAACACAGAUUUGUGUCAAACAGGAAACAAAAAUUGAGAGACGGUUAACGCAUGGAUUUAACACGAAUUAGCAGCGGGAGCUGCUGAGUGGUGUUGUAGACACUUUCGUCAGUACAUUGUUGACAAGUGGCGAUUAAAGAAUUUUACAACAGAGUG
Molecule: messenger RNA, 5526 nt
Organism: Ornithodoros turicata
Lineage: Eukaryota; Metazoa; Arthropoda; Arachnida; Ixodida; Argasidae
Product: adhesive plaque matrix protein-like
Exons: 10
Coding region: 67-2142 (691 amino acids)
Biological process (GO): proteolysis
Molecular function (GO): serine-type endopeptidase activity
Source: RefSeq, a predicted model, not a curated record